CACACACAGACACAGACACACACACACACACACACACAUGUCGGCGCUCGAGUGGUACGCGCACAAGUCGCUGGGCGACGGCAUCUUCUGGAUCCAGGAGCGCUUCUACGAGUCGGGCAACCGCGCCAACAUCUGGCUGGUGCGCGGCUCGGAGCAGGACGUGGUGAUCGACACGGGGCUGGGCCUGCGCAGCCUGCCCGACUACCUGCACUCGGCGGGGCUCUUGCAAGAGCGCCCGGGCCCGCCGGCGCCGGACGCCGCCCCGAGCCGGCCGCUGCUGGCCGUGGCCACGCACGUGCACUUCGACCACGCCGGCGGCCUCUACCAGUUCGACCGCGUGGCCGUGCACCGCGCCGAGGCCGACGCGCUGGCCCGCGGGGACAACUUCGAGACCGUCACCUGGCUGUCCGACCGCGAGGUGGUGCGGGCGCCCAGCCCGGGCUGGAGGGCCCGGCAGUUCCGCGUGCAGGCGGUGCAGCCCUCGCUCAUCCUGCAGGAUGGGGAUGUGAUCAACCUUGGUGACAGACAGCUUACCGUUAUGCAUAUGCCUGGCCACUCCAGGGGCAGUAUUUGCUUACAUGACAAAGAUCGGAAGAUUCUCUUCAGUGGAGAUGUUGUGUAUGAUGGCUCACUAAUUGACUGGCUCCCGUACAGCAGGAUAAAUGACUAUGUUGGAACCUGUGAAAGGCUUAUAGAAUUAGUAGACAGAGGUCUUGUUGAGAAGGUGCUUCCAGGGCACUUCAAUACCUUUGGUGCUGAGAGGCUUUUUCGUUUGGCUUCUAACUAUAUUUCAAAAGCUGGGAUAUGCCACAAAGUAUCUACUUUUGCCAUGCGAUCUCUUGCAAGUUUAGCUCUUCGUGUAACAAAUUCUAGGACCUUAUCGUAGUUUCUAUGUAAUAAUUUAUUCUGAUUAACUCUAUAAACCAAUUCAUUUGUGAUUCCUUGUGAGCAAUUCAAGAUGAGCUUUUAUACCACUACUGUAUCUUACGUAAAAAGAGAGUGAGAAUGAAUAAGCCAAAAUUGGAAGUUCUUAGUUGACUUUUUUUUUCCCCUUCCAAAUAGAAAACCUCUUCAAUAAGCUUAGUAUUUACCAAAAUUGUCAUGUUAUAUUAUUUGCUUUAGAAUUACUUAAAAGUUUUUCAGAUGGGGAAGUAAGCAGGUAAAAGCAGUUAGCCUUGCUCUCAUUUCUUUUAUUUUCUAGACACAG
This is a messenger RNA of Suncus etruscus (white-toothed pygmy shrew), 1207 nucleotides long. It is a transcript of the gene MBLAC2, whose product is annotated as metallo-beta-lactamase domain containing 2. The transcript has 2 exons. The record is from RefSeq and is a predicted model, not a curated record. NCBI's taxonomy places the organism in Eukaryota, Metazoa, Chordata, Mammalia, Eulipotyphla, Soricidae. The coding region runs from base 38 to 886 and encodes 282 amino acids.